AGUGUGCGCCGCUUACCUUGACAUUCACGGUGCAGUAUCCAUGCGUAAUGUUUUGAAGUUUAUUUAAAGUUAUUUGCAUCACUGUGGGUACAGGAAGUAAAAAUGUCUGUGAAACAGGCCUCGAUCCAUGCUAAAUGGAUUAUCGGGCGAGUCAUUGGAACCAAGAUGAAGAAAACAGCAAAAGUCCGUGUUACUAGACUCGUCUUAGACCCAUAUUUACUCAAGUUUUAUAACAAAAGGAAGACGUACUUCGCCCAUGACGCCUUGGAGCAGUGCACUGUUGGGGACGUUGUUUUGUUGAAGGCUUUACCAGAGAGACGAACCAAACACGUCAGGCAUGAACUGGCGGAGAUUGUGUUCAAAGUCGGGGCAGUGGUUGAUCCCCUGACAGGCAAGAAGGUUGCAGGUUCGCAGUAUCUGGAGCCUCUUACAGCGUCCACAGAAAACCCAGAGGGCUCUUUAACGGAAAAAUUACAACAGCUGAACAUUUCUGCAGCUCCUUCAUCCCCCAGUUCUGCAUCUUAAAGCUGUAUUUUUAUAUUUAUGUAUGAAUAUUAAUGUGUACUUGUUGAUUUUGUCAUGCAGAUUUAAAAAAAAAUCAGUUCCAUAUAUGUGGGAUCAUAUUUUGAAUUGUAUUUAAUGUCCAAUGCUGUCCAAUGGAUUGACGCACCCAAGCUUUCCGUUCCUAUUUGUAAUCAAAUAAUCAUUUUGUUUAUUCUAUCUUAGGUGUGUUUUUAUUUGUAGGUCAUUUAUACAUUUGUUCAUGAAGAAAAAUAGAAAAAAGUUUAACAAGAAAUGACUAACAGAAUUUUUCACUCGUGUGGUGUUUUCUACAGCAACAUUAACGUCUGGUGGAAUGAUGCACGCGCUGAUCUCUAGAGGAAGAGGCGUAGUCUGGACGGUACAGUAGUCAGUAAAGACCAAAACUACGUACAGUUCGGUUCUUUUAAUGUUUUUAUAGGUUAGGUUUCUUUAUUAGUCUCCAUCAAGGAGAAAUUUGUCUUGGAGACAGGGUGGUUGCAGCACCAUAAAAAGACAAAACACCAAAAAAAAAAAAAAAAAACCCAGAUAAAAGUAACGUGCAAUACGUUACCAGUGAGACAUACAAAAGACAGGGAUAGGUGUAAGGUACAGAGACAUUGGAUGUCCUAACCCACUGCCCCUGUCCCAUCAAGUCCAUACCAUCCCUCCCUCCAGCACUCCCAUCACCCCCCCACCCCAUCCACCAACCAUAAACGCAUUCAUACUAUAAUAAAUAUCUAAAAUUACAUUCAUUCCAUAAUUUAAAAGAUAGUAUGAGCAAGGAUACAUUCAUUCCUGCAUACCCCCCCCACCCCCACCCAACUACCACCCUCACAGUCAUUACAUCAUUUCAUCACCAACUGCGGUACAAUCCCUAACUAAAAAAGUCCAUUUUGUCCCACUCGAUCCCAUUCCUUCCCUGUUUAUUCAGUAGUUUAAUAGACUGGGGUAUGAAGGAAUGUUUGUAACGAUUGUGUUUACACAGAGGGAGUCUAAAUCUCCUCCCAGAGUUCAAAAGGAUAUAUUCUCCAUUCAGUACAUGAUCACAAUCUGAUGCAAUGACAUUCACCUGUCUGAUAGUGGCCUGCUCAAAGAGCUCCUGUGGGUUAAGGGGGGGCGUCACCCCCAUAAUCCUGCCUGCAGUUUUGAUGAGGCUUGAGAUUUCCGCCCUGUGCUUUACUGUUAGAUUGCCAAACCAGCAGGUAAUGCCAUAAUGGAGAACAGACUCGAUUGUGGCUCUGUAGAAAAUUAACAUUGUUUUUACAUACUCCAAAGACUCUGAGUCUGCACAGAAAAUGAAGACGCUGGUGGAUUCUGGUACAAACAUUAGUCACCUGGGUGCGUCACCUGAGGUCGCUGUCUAUAUGCACCCCCAGGUACUUAAAAGUGCUCACCUGAUCAAUGGCCUGGCCAUGUAUAGCCACUGUGCCCUGGCCACAGAGGGAUUUGGGAUCUAGCACCAUCUCUACUGUCUUUGUGUUAAUAUGUAAGAAAUGUGAAUCACACCAAUUAACAAACUUAUCUACUGCUGUUUGGUGAAUUUAUAGUCAGUUGAUGCUUGAUAAUACAAGAAAGUCUUUAAAACAAGAGCAGAAACUCUUGAAAAAAUUGAACACAACUGUGUUUUUUGUUUUCCCCAAAUGUUCAUUUCAGUUGAAACUUUUACAAUUGAUGAUAAACUGGGCAGAGGAACGAACGUUUAAACUUCACGCUGCUUCAUUCCACUGGACUUGAUGGUAUAUCAGAUAAUAGAAGGAAACUUUCAAAGUGACUUUUUUUUUUUGGUAUUACCAAGUAAGAGAGCCCUGGACUGACACAAAAACACUGCACACACGAUCAUGAAAAUCUUCACUUUCUCAGCUAUUUUAUUUUAAAGAUACACUACCGUUCAAAAGUUUGGGGUCACUUUGAAAUGUCCUUAUUUUUGAAAGAAAAGCACUGUUCUUUUCAAUGAAGAUCACUUUAAACUAAUCAGAAAUCCACUCUAUACAUUGCUAAUGUGGUAAAUGACUAUUCUAGCUGCAAAUGUCUGGUUUUUGGUGCAAUAUCUCCAUAGGUGUAUAGAGGCCCAUUUCCAGCAACUAUCACUCCAGUGUUCUAAUGGUACAAUGUGUUUGCUCAUUGCCUCAGAAGGCUAAUGGAUGAUUAGAAAACCCUUGUACAAUCAUGUUAGCACAGCUGAAAACAGUUGAGCUCUUUAGAGAAGCUAUAAAACUGACCUCCUUUUGAGCAGAUUGAGUUUCUGGAGCGUCACAUUUGUGGGGUCGAUUAAAUGCUCAAAAUGGCCAGAAAAA
This is a messenger RNA of Neoarius graeffei (lesser salmon catfish), 2816 nucleotides long. RefSeq names its product mitochondrial ribosomal protein S17 (gene mrps17). The record is from RefSeq and is a predicted model, not a curated record. The transcript is spliced from 3 exons. Bases 103 to 525 code for a protein of 140 amino acids. NCBI's taxonomy places the organism in Eukaryota, Metazoa, Chordata, Actinopteri, Siluriformes, Ariidae. Gene Ontology annotation, molecular function: structural constituent of ribosome. Gene Ontology annotation, biological process: mitochondrial translation. Gene Ontology annotation, cellular component: mitochondrial small ribosomal subunit; ribosome.